AUGCUACCGAGUGCAUCUUUUAUUCGGUUCUGGUCUACAGACUUGACUCGAGAUGCAUUUCUAUCACACAUGUCCAAGGAGGAUCUCACCAAUCUGCGACUGGUCUGUCAUGACUUCAGCGUCCAUGUUGAACCAUUGCUAUUCUCCGAGCUUGAUGUCUCCUUUCGCAGCAGUACAUUUACCCGACCAGCUCGCAUGGCGGCCUUGGAGCGCAUUGGAAGACAUGUCAAAUCUCUGAAACUGACCAUUUCACACUCACCAUCAACGUUCUUACCACCGCUCCUAGACCCUAUUACCGGUGAGGAGCAGACUUUUGUCUAUACACCUCAGGUCUACCCUUCAUCGCCAUCGCCAUCACGGCUGAGUGGGCCAAAGUAUGGGACAUGGGAGAUGACCGAUCUACUAACGAAACAGUACCCUCCGCUCUUUCAUGCUGCCACGAACAUUGCCUCUUUUAUGCGUGCAUUUAAAGCACUGGACGGCCUCACCAAGCUUACUCUGUCCUGCCCGAACCAGUCUUCCCCCCAUCGCUACCGUCGUAGCGUGGUAGACUAUGCACUAAUCUCUGUACGGUGCGCAGUGGAGCACAGCCCGCUGCCACGCCUGGCGUCUUUGUCUCUUCUCCCCAUCCAUCCGGGAGCAUUGCUCUACCUGCGACCAACCGCUGGUGGGAUUGGUACAUCUCCUGCCUCAUGCAAACGCUGGAGGCGGAUCACCAACCUUCACAUUGAGAUGGAUGCCUUUCCAUACGGUGGAGGCGAAGCAACGGAUCAUCUGAAGCUUCUAGAUUCAUACAUCCAAUGCUUCCCACUGCUGAAGAGGCUCAAGUUCCGCUGGCUUGGCGCAAGGGGCCCAUCGCCGCUGUCUCUAUCGACAGAGCCAUGUUUGACAUCAAAUAAGCAGAACCAAUUCUCAUCUGCACGACCAAAACGAGUCAAGCCACUUACCUUUCCGUCACUGCACACGCUGGAGAUCGAGAAUGUCCACGUUGACGCAUCUCAGGUCUCGUACUUUAUACGCAACCACCGUCAUGUUCUGCGCGAGAUCAACUUUGAAUCCACAACACUACGCUCAGGGACGUGGGAUAAUGCUCUAGCACCGCUGGCCCCGUCACCUAAGAAGACAAAGGACUCACCACCAGCCCAGGCCCAGAAGAGAGCAGCGGCCCGGGAAGUUGAAGUGAUGGACGUUCCUCUUGUCCUGAGCGCAGCAGGUAUGGAAAUCAAACAGCUACAACGGCUCGUUCUUGAAGAAGCCGGAAGACGCAAGAAAGGCGGUCGAAGCAAGACUAGCAGCAGCAUCCGGCUGUGGGGAAGAGGCAAGGCCGUAUCGACUGUUGGAUCGGGAUCUGCAGCCUCAUCACGAUCAAGGACUGGGGCUGGGUAUGGUCAAGUUCAGCUGCAGAAGGCCACAGACCGAACAAGAGAGCUGCUAUGGUGUGGACCGGAGCAUAUGAGACGCCUACUGAGGGCUUCUGUCUUGCGUGUCAGAGCCUUCUAA
This is a messenger RNA of Nannizzia gypsea CBS 118893, 1500 nucleotides long. RefSeq lists its product as hypothetical. The transcript has a single exon. The coding region runs from base 1 to 1500 and encodes 499 amino acids. The record is from RefSeq and is a predicted model, not a curated record. NCBI's taxonomy places the organism in Eukaryota, Fungi, Ascomycota, Eurotiomycetes, Onygenales, Arthrodermataceae.